Cyprinus carpio (common carp) is the source of this 1137-nucleotide messenger RNA. RefSeq lists its product as uncharacterized. NCBI's taxonomy places the organism in Eukaryota, Metazoa, Chordata, Actinopteri, Cypriniformes, Cyprinidae. The record is from RefSeq and is a predicted model, not a curated record. The transcript is spliced from 2 exons. The coding region runs from base 220 to 1137 and encodes 305 amino acids.
GAUAUCAUUUACUCUAGAACCCCAUCUGGAGACACAUUGAUUCAUUCAACUACAACUACUGCUCGCAUUUACUCCAGCACCUCAUCUGGAGACACAUUGAUCCAUCCAACUAGUACAACCACUGCUCACAUUUUUUCCACAAAUCCAGCUGGAAGCUUGUCAAUCCAUCCAACUAUCCCAGUAACCGCUCACAUUUACUCUACAACCUUAGCUGAAAGCAUGUCAGAAUAUCCGACUAUUAGUCUCACUUAUCCUACUGUGCCGAGGGUAUUCCCAAAUGCUAUUAAUGAGGAAAACACCAUGCACCUCCCGGAUGAGAAAACUGGUUCAAAAAUCCACAAAGUGAAGGCAAGCAAUUUCCUUCAAAUCCAACAGAUGCCUCCAAACUCUAGAAGCCCAUCUGCAUCUCUCCCCAUGAGCACAACAUCAGAGUUAGAAAAUGAAGACAUUAGUUCUUUUGAGGAGGAAGAGGAAACAAGCAUUGCAUCUGCAAAGGAGAUGAAUGAGUACUUGGUUCCCACGAGUGUAGAUCCGACAUCUCGACUUGGCGUCGAAACGUUCCUACUGACAACUGCCAAGCAGGAGUUCACAGGCAUGCUUUUAACAGCGUUACCAAAGGCCAACAAAGAGAUUCAUCCAACAGAGAUCAGCUUUACUUUGGACACAGAUGGGCUGGAUAUCUUCCACAUGCCUGAAUCACAGUUCAGCAAUGUUUUAGGAGAGAACGAUACGUUGGAAGUAAGUUCUACAGAAGAAUCUUUAGUCACCUCCAUGCUACGACCCCACGACUACCCACUUUCACAACCAGCUGAAAGCUUUAAACAAGAAGAAUCCAUUUACAACCAAGUAUCUAUUUACUUUGACACCAGAAACACUGACAGAAUCCAUAAUAUCAGUUGGGACACAAACCAAGUCUUUCGUCACAACAAGUACAGCCAUAAUUCCCAAUACAACCCAACUCAUUGGAACAACAACAGCACGUACUACACUGUCGACAGCUGCUACUACUACUUGGCGUACUUCGACUACUUCAGCUACUACGAUGACGAAUACUACUACUAUUACUACUACUACUACUACUACUACUACUACACCUGCAAUAAAGUCAACACCCAGUUAUCUCUUACCAGACAAUAA